Molecule: messenger RNA, 2056 nt
Organism: Aspergillus heteromorphus CBS 117.55
Lineage: Eukaryota; Fungi; Ascomycota; Eurotiomycetes; Eurotiales; Aspergillaceae
Product: proline-specific permease
Exons: 5
Coding region: 223-1890 (555 amino acids)
Biological process (GO): amino acid transmembrane transport
Cellular component (GO): membrane
Molecular function (GO): amino acid transmembrane transporter activity
Source: RefSeq, a predicted model, not a curated record
CACAAACGGACGCCCAGGGGGCCUCUGGGCCAAUGAUGGCUGCUGAUGGGAAUGGGAUCCCCGUAACUGAAUCACUCCUUCGUGUCGGCACGAUAAGCUGCUUGCUGUCGGGAUGGCGAAUGCCUUGCCUCCCCAGCUUCCUUAUAAUGGCCCGUCUCCGGCCCCCGCUGUGGUCUGGACUGCUGCUGCACUCCAUCUCCAACUUUGUUGCGCGCUGUCAUCAUGAGUGCCCCGUCAUUGAAGGCCCUCGAGGAGGCCAAGUCCGACGUGAAGAGGCCGGAUGUGUACGACUAUGAAGACCCCCCGGCGCUGAAGGGUGAAAUCCAGCUGGAACACAACAUGGAAACCCAGCGAGGGUUGUCCUCGCGGCAGCUGCAGCUGAUUGCCAUCGGUGGUUGUAUUGGAACGGGUCUGUUCGUGGGGUCAGGAUCGACCCUGUCCACGGUGGGCCCGGCGCCGCUGUUUAUGGGCUACAUGGCCAUGUCGUCGGUGGUCUGGUUUGUGAUGAACGUGCUGGGUGAGAUGACCACCUACCUCCCUAUCAAGGGCGUCUCCGUGCCCUAUAUCAUCGGCCGCUACACAGAGCCGAGUAUUGGAUUCGCUGCUGGGUACAACUAUUGGUACUCCUUCGCCAUGCUAUUAGCCACAGAAGUCACUGCUGCCGGCAUCAUCAUCCAAUACUGGACGACCUCCAUCAACGUCGGCGUGUGGAUCACCAUCAUCCUCCUCGUCAUCCUCCUGCUCAACAUUGUCGCCGUAUCCUGGUACGGCGAGGCCGAGUUCUGGUUCGCCACCCUCAAAAUCCUCGCCAUCAUCGGACUCAUCAUCCUGGGAGUGGUGCUCUUCUUCGGCGGCGGCCCCAACCACGACCGUCUCGGCUUCCGCUACUGGGAGCAUCCAGGGGCAUUCAACCCCUACCUGGUCGCCGGAGCCACGGGGCGCUUCCUGGACUUCUGGACGGCGUUCAUCAAGUCCGGGUUCUCGUUCAUCUUCUCGCCCGAACUCAUCACCACCGCCGCCGGCGAAGUCGAGGCCCCGCGCCGCAACAUCCCCAAAGCCACCAACCGCUUCAUCUACCGAGUAUUCACCUUCUACAUCCUGGGCACGCUCGUCAUCGGCGUGACUGUCGCCUACAACGACCCGCGUCUUCUGUCUGCCGUCGCCAGCGGCUCGUCCACCGCCAGCGCCAGCCCGUUCGUCAUCGCCAUCCAGAACGCCGGCAUCUCCGGCCUCAACCACGUCGUCAACGCCGCCAUCCUCAUCUCUGCCUGGUCCUCCGGCAACGCGUGGCUCUUCGCCGGCUCCCGUACCCUCUACUCCAUGGCCUGUGGCGGCCAGGCCCCCAAGGUCUUCACCCGCUGCAACCGCAACGGCGUGCCCUACUACGCCGUCCUCAUCACCUGGGCCGUGGGGCUUCUCUCCUUCCUCAACCUGUCCAGCUCCGGCGCCAACGUCUUCUACUGGUUCACCAACAUCACCACCGUCGGCGGAUUCAUCAACUGGAUCCUCAUCGGUAUCGCCUACCUGCGCUUCCGCAAAGCCAUGACCUUCCACGACCUCCUCGAUACACUCCCCCUCAAAACCGUCUUCCAGCCCUACGGCACCUACUACGUCAUCACGAUCGUCACUCUCCUGACCAUCACCAACGGCUACGCGGUCUUCUUCCCCGGGGAAUUCUCCGCCGCGGAUUUCCUCGUCGCGUACAUUGGCAUCGCCAUCUUCGUGGUCCUCUACGUCGGCCACAAGAUCUGGUACCGCACGCCGUGGAUGACCAAGGUGUCUGAGAUCGAUGUGUUCUCGGGCAAGGAGGAGAUUGAUCGGUUGUGUGAGGAUGAUUUCGAUCGCCAGCCGAGGAAUUGGUUGGAGAGGGUGUGGUGGUGGGUUGCUUGAGAUGGAUAUACACAUAGUACAUACUUGGUUAGUUGAUGGGUGUGGGGGUUGUGGGAGAGUGUAUUCAUGAUUAUGAUGAUUGAUGGUGAUGGAUGGGUGGUAUGGCAAUUCAUUUGUAUAUAGAUUCUUUGGGAGGGUUGCUGGGAAUACCACCUGUUUUUGUUUG